Molecule: messenger RNA, 3737 nt
Organism: Nasonia vitripennis (jewel wasp)
Lineage: Eukaryota; Metazoa; Arthropoda; Insecta; Hymenoptera; Pteromalidae
Gene: dx
Product: protein deltex
Exons: 6
Coding region: 616-2265 (549 amino acids)
Biological process (GO): protein ubiquitination; Notch signaling pathway
Cellular component (GO): nucleoplasm
Molecular function (GO): ubiquitin protein ligase activity; zinc ion binding
Source: RefSeq, a predicted model, not a curated record
AGUAUACCGAGAGCAGCAGCAGCAGCGGCGGAGAGUAGAUACAACGCUCGACGGCCGCGUUUGCAAACAAAACUCGCGCGCGCACACAAGCAUACGAUAUACAUUAUACGAUUAUACCGUAUAAAGUAGUGUCGCGCUGGCUCUUCACCACCUCACAAGUGCAGUGACACAUCCGCAGUGUACUACAGGACCACCUCGAGGAGGAAGCUACCUGCGGAAUACAACGUCGAGUGUUACAUGCUUAGCUGCGCGAGUGAACGCAGAAUCUAGAACAGACGGAAAGUACAUAGGGGUAUAAGAUCGCUCGCUCGCUCGCUCGCGCGAGAGAGGCAAGGAUAGCAUAGCGAGGCGGGAGAGCGAGAGAGGACGAUUUAAUUGAGGUCCCCCCGAGGCAAGCAGCGGCGUGGGAGAGAAGAAAAUGUUCCCACGAUCCGGCAGCGCGACCUGCGCCGCGGCCUCGUACGUGUGACUACGAGCAGGAGGAGGAGGAGGAGGAGGAGGCGAAGGAGAGAUAGAGAAACGGUGAAGGAGAAGAAAAGAAGAGAGAGAGAGAGAGAAGAGAGAAGAUCUCUGCGGUUUUGGGCGCGAGAAAAUCCGUUGAGAGACAGCGCAAAGAUGAACGUGUGCAGCCAGGGACAACCGCCACCGCCACCGCCGCCGCCGCCGCUGCAGGACAGCCGUGGACACGCGGUCGUCGUCUGGGAAUGGGAGAACAGACAGGGCAGAUGGAGACCCUACAGUCCUGCUGUCUCCCAGCAUCUCGAGAGAGCUCACUGCAAGAAGCUCACCAGGGUCUUCCUCAACGAUGCCGAUCCCAGCCUCGACAGGUAUUACAUCAAUCUCAAAACAAAAACUCAAUGUACGGAGGAUGGUGAUGAAACUCAUGGAGUCAGGCGAAUGUUUUACCUCCCUGGAUCACCAGCAGGCAAAGGUGCUAAAUGGGAGUGGGCAGGAGAUACAGAUGAUUGGCACACUUAUGACAUGGAAGUGCAAUGCUUGAUUGAGGAAGCUUGGGCAAGGGGUGACAAGACCAUAGAUGUUUCCAAAACUUAUUUAGGUUUUCCAUACAUCAUAAAUUUUUGCAAUUUGACACAAGUUCGCUGUUGUACUGGCUAUGUCAGGCCUAUCAGGAGAAUUCAGCAAGCACCUUAUCCAUUGGUCAAAGUUACAUUAGAUGAACUGCAAAUAAACCCAGGAAGAAGAACUACCUCUACAGUUGCCAAAACUGCCAGCACAAAGACAAUGCAUAAGAAACCACCAAGUAACAAUCCAAAGAAAAAUAGUAAAAAGAAUAAGAACGGCGAAAAUGGUUCAUCGAAUAUUGCUCGCGUCAUUUUGAGCAAUUUUAAUAUAUUCAGUAAUAAGCAUGCCAUAGAUCAUCAUAAUAACGCUGACACUAAUACAAUCCAAGCCUCGCAAAAAAGAAGAACAUGGGAUACUGUUUUGGAUGCCGACUCAAGCAGUACAAAAAGCGGAAGAAGGCCUAGUGUUGAUACAGUUUCUACAUACUUGAGUCACGAGAAUCCAAUAGAUUUGCUAGAUAGCAGUAUGGGAAGUGAUGACGCUUUCAAGGAUGCUGUAGUGGGUGUGGACGUAGCUUCGGACGUAAUAUCGCAUUACGUGAAAGUAGUCGAAAGCGACGGUACAGAUUCUUGCCCUGUAUGUCUAGGAACUCCAGAGCCUUUAACGGUUGAAUUGACACGAUGCAGACACAGAUUGCAUUUAGCUUGUCUAAAUGCAAUGCUGAGUUCGCAACGUCAUCCCAUGUAUAUACAGUGUCCAGUGUGUCGUAUGAUUUAUGGAGAAAAACGAGGCAAUCAACCGCCCGGCUCGAUGAAUUGGACAAGAUUGCCCAGGUCUUUGCCCGGUUUUCCAAACACAAAAACGAUUCAAAUAACUUAUGACAUUCCAUCGGGAAUCCAGGGACCCGAGCACCCUCAUCCUGGUCAGACUUAUUAUGCAGUAGGCUUUCCACGAGUCUGUUACUUGCCUGACAAUAACUUCGGUCGGCGAGUUCUGAGACUGCUUCAAAUUGCCUUUGAACGAAGACUGAUUUUCACGAUUGGACGAUCAGUGACGACGGGUCGCGAGGACGUCGUCACCUGGAACGGGAUACACCACAAGACCGAACUCGGACCGUCUACCUCUGGUCAUGGUUAUCCCGACGUUAUGUAUCUAGAGCGUACGCUUGCAGAAUUAGCCGCGCAGGGUGUGUCGGACGGUUAUUCUGUGUCACCUACUCCGCUCUAUCAGGAAUUGCAUUAGCGUGCCUGAUUAGACUAUUUCAUUGAAUCCGAACAUUUGAAUUCGCUAGUAAAAGAAAUUGUAUGAAUGAGUCUUUAGCAUGAAAUACCUCCGGGCAUUAAAAUAUUUUUGAAAUCGGUUAUACUUUUUCAAAAGUAGUUUUUGUCUUGCAAGAGAAUGCGCAAGCCAAAGGCUUACGAGUAUUUAUUUACUUCUGUCCUCGAUUGUUAUUUUAGAUUUUGUUCUUUUAUGUUAACUUCGACUUGUAAUGGAAGUUCGAGCGCAAAUUCGAAGCCUUAUUCAAGUGUUUAAAUAAUUAUAUAACUUACGGAAAUCGUAUCUAGUCACUGAUUUAAUUUCAGGUUUAUAGAUAAUAUUCAAAACUAUCUUAAUAACGCUAAUUUUUUCAUUAAAAUUCUUAACGUUAAAAGUAACAGCAAUGAUUGGCACUAGUGGAGAAGUAAGUCUUUAGAACUCUGUAUAAUAUCAAGUGUUAUAUCAUGAGAUUACCCUUUAAAGUUAUAAACUGUAUACAAUAUAAUUUAGUGUAAUUACGCUUCGCUCGAAUUUCCUUACACGUUAUGAAAUACCAUUGGCUUUAAAAUGAAUAGUUUUUUUAAUUAUUUCUUCUUUAAUUUAUAUACAAUCGACAUCAAUUCUAUAGAUCUACUAAAUCGUAGUAUCAGUCGAUUAAAGAUAAAGUAAUUAUUUAGAAAAGAAGAAAUAAUAAGCAAACAUUUGUCUUUGAGACAGAAGCUUGAAAAUUGAUAAAUUAUCAAUUCGGAGUUUACAAAAUACUGAAAUUUGAACGACUUCCGCAUUUUUGCUUUAUUAUUGAAUGUAUCCACACGAUUCAAUAACUAAUUUAGGUUAAAAGUUCGGAAAUGUCAAUUAAAUUUAUUGUUUUCAAUGAAAUUUCCUAAUGACAUAUGCCUUUACAUUUUACCUCAAGUUUGUUUCCAUAAACAGACGUUGAGUCAUACGACUAACUACUAACUAUAGGUAUUUCUUUGGGAAUUUUAUCGACUGAUAAGAUUUCUUGGUGGAAAAAUUUCGUUGGAACUUUUUCUUAUCCUGCGUUAGUUGUAUAAUUAUUGAUCAUUGAUCAAAUUAUCCUCUGCAAGUCAAAUACAUUUAAGUAUAUUAGGCAAGUCGAAAGUCAAUGUCUCAAAGAGUUGUUCCACCAAGAUUUAGAAACUAACAAAGUAAAAACUGCAGUAACUAGUAUAUAGUUCCGUAAUAAAGAUUAUUUAUAGAUUAAUAUUAUAUUGUAGGACGGUAACAAUUAUUCCGGGCGUAGCAAGGAACUGAUAGAUUCUAUAAGUCACUGAAGACUCCAAGAGUUCGACUGUACUGACUUUGCCAAGAGAGUAUUUUUUAGGCAUUUAAUUACUGUAAAAUUUAUUCGUAGCAAGUCACAAGCAUAUGUAGGGUAUUUGUUACAAAGUCGUGCAGAUCAUCUCAAUGCGGUAAUUUUUUAAUUCACAAAAUAA